UAAGCCAGUGAUUGGAUGGCAACUGCAGGUUCAGGCAAUAAAUGCACACCACGCUGGUAUGUCAACUAAGCAUGGCAGUAAGGCACUGAGAGUAUUGGAGUAUUGCUUUGUCUGGGCUGUUGGUGGUUUAAGGCUUUGAUAUGGCUUUUGGAAUUAGUUUGGGGAUUGUGUUCCUUUGCUCAUUGUUUGCAGAACACUCAAGUUUUACAUGGGCUCCACGUGAUGCCCAGAGAUUAAGAGGCUAUGGGUUUUCUGGCUCUUCCAGAAUGGAAGUUGAGCAGAGGCAAACAGGUGGCAGCUAUCCCCAGGAUCAAUUCAGACCAGCCUCUCACACUUCUGGUUCGGUCCAGAGUGAAGCUACUUACCGCGGGACUGGAUACAACACACUCGGAGGCUUUGCUCCAAGCUCCCUCCAGCCAGCCCCAAGGGGCUCUGGAUCUAUCCCCAGCAGCUUUACCUCCGCCCAGACAAAGGGUAAGAGGACCCGUGCCAAGAAUACUGACAUUAGACUCUCUGGUUCUAUAGCCAGUGGAUCCUCUGUCACCCACAACAAGCAUCAAACCAAGGCCAGUAGAACCUAUGGUCAAAGUGUCACUGACCCCAGUGCAUUAAGGCCAGUUUCAAGUUGGGAGGUAAAGAGAAUCCAGGCCAACACUCUUCGUACUGUACAGCCUCACUCCGGCAGCUCUGGACUAGUCCAGAAUCCUGAUGUUGUGUUUAAUGUCCAGAGUAGAACUGCCUCUAACCUGAAACCAUCUACUCCUAACUAUGGCUCUACCCAGAGUGAAUUCAAGUUCUCCACCUCCAGACAACCCAACCAAGGCCUUGUCCAGACUCUGAGUAGAGGAGCCCCCAGCCUCUAUGGUCAAACUGCCACCCACACCACCUCCCUCACCCACUAUGUCCAGGACCUGAAGCAAGGGAGCAGCUUCCCUUCCCUGGCUUUCAAGGGACCAAUGGAGAUCUCUGCCCGGUCAAUUUCCACUCCUGACCGUGAAGUUCCCUCAAGUGGUUCUUCACAAACUUCAUUUAGACCAGGUCCUCUGAGUUUUGGUUCUACUGAAGGUGGUAGUGCAACAAAAAGCUACAAACCUAGCUUCUCCCAAGAUGUCAUGCAAUACCAGAGCAACUCUGCCAGUAGAAGUGUUUCAACUUCCAAUCAAUAUGCCCAAACCUCUGGCCAGAGAAUAGAUGGAGCCUCUACCUCAAGUCGCGGCAUGCCUACUUCUAGCCUGGCCUCUCGCUCCAGUCUUUUCACCCCAGCUCUACAGCUCGUGGAAACUCCUAUGGCGCCUACAAGCCUGGCUCUGACCUUGGUGCAACACCAAGCCAAAGCCUGUUUACCUCUAACCAAGGUGGAAGGGGUUCAACAUACAGCCAGAAUCUCCUUGCAAAACCUGCCCAAGGGAAGUACGGACAAAUGUCUGCUCAGUGGGGGAGCUACAGGCCCAGCUAUGCUGCCAGUAGUGGGCCAGUCUCCAGCCUCUUCAGUUCUACCCAGGCUGCCAGUUCAACAUUCAUCCAGAAUGCUCCUGCCACAGCCCAGAAGCCAAGUGGCUCUAAACCUGUCCCCAGUCAACGCUAUUUGUUCAAUGCAGUGAAGUCCAACACUAGCUCUGCCAGACGUCCCACCCAGAGCCUCUUGUCUAGCAGCUAUGGCCCUACCCAGAGCAGGACCAGCAGUGCCAGCUCGAUCAACCCUCGCCACUUUGCCCUGA
Molecule: messenger RNA, 1718 nt
Organism: Oncorhynchus keta (chum salmon)
Lineage: Eukaryota; Metazoa; Chordata; Actinopteri; Salmoniformes; Salmonidae
Exons: 3
Coding region: 141-1601 (486 amino acids)
Source: RefSeq, a predicted model, not a curated record